AUGAGUGCUAAUAUUUUUGAAGGGGUUACUGUCCUAAUUGAUGAUGGUUUUUAUACCUCUGAAGAUAAUGAACAAGAAAAAAAAAAAAAAAAAAAAAAUACAGCUAGCAAAAAUUAUACUAACUUAAAAAAUAAAAAAAGCAAGGUAAGCCAUAAUGAGCAAUAUAAUAUAUUAGAAAAAAAUAUGAAUGAAAAUUCCAAUGAUAAAAGUGAAAAUAGUGUAUCUUCAGAUGAUGAUCAAGUAAAUGAAUUCGAAAAGCAAAAUAAUAAUAAAUAUAAUAAUUUAAAAACAAAAAAAAACGAAGAAUAUCAUUACUUUAACUUGGACAACUACUUAGGUAGUGAUAACGAUUUAAAUGAAGAAAAUGAACAGUCAUAUAAUAAUCAAACAAAUAAAAAGGUAAAAGGUAUUAGCGGAAAAGUAUGGAAUGACUCAGAAGAUGAUGAAUAUGAUGAUGAUUCAUAUGAUCGAAAGUUAGAUAGACUUAAAAUAAUUCAAGAUAAUGAUCAUUUAAAUGAUAAUAUAUGUAUUGACGCAUUUGAUGAAAAAGUAAAUGUUGAAGAUAUUUCAGUUAAAGGAAAUCGUGAUAUAAAUGCUUUUCCUUCAGAAGAUAUAUAUAUAUAUGAUAAUAAAGAUACUGAUUAUAAUAUAUAUAAUACAAAAAAAAAUAAAAAACAAAACGAAAAAUGUAUUUUUUUAAAAUAUCGAUUACAUCAAUAUACGUUUAAUCAGAUUAAUGAAAAAAAAAUUAAACAAAUUGUUUCCUUACCAAAUAAAAACAUAAUUUUAUCUGUUUAUAAAAAUAAUUUAUAUGUUAUGGAGUAUAAAGAUGAAGAAUUAAAUGCUUCUAAAAAAUUAAAAUUUAAUAAAAUACUUAAUUAUGUUGAAGAAUAUAAUGAAAGUUCUUAUAUACUAUCCAAUGACAUUUUCCUUCGAAAAUAUGAUAUGACAAAGGACGCGAUAUAUAAAACUAGAGUUCACAAUCCAAAUACUGUUCUUAUUCCAAAAGAAAUAAAAUUUUAUACCAAAAAUAAUAAUUUAAAUGAUGAGACGAAAGAUGAAUUUAGUGAUUUAUAUUCCAUGUCUUUUUAUUCGUCAAACAAAAUAAAUAUUUAUGAUACAAGAAGCUAUGAUAUUGUUAAAAGUUUUGAAUUAAGUAAUCGUUUUAUAGGUAUGAAUUUUCAUAAAAAAACAAAUAGAUUAUUUGCUAUAGAUAGUAAAGGAUAUAUAUAUAAUUGGUGUUUAAACACAAAUAAAUUAAUUAAUAAAAUGAUGGAUAAUUAUUCAGUUUUUCCAUCUGCAUUUGAAGUAUAUAAGGACUAUCUUGUUACUUGUUCAUUUAAUGGAUUCCUUAAUUUAUUUGAUAUUAAUAAUUUAAAUAAGCCAAUAAAAUCUUUUAAAAACUUAACACAUAGUAUUCGAGAUGUAGUUUUCAGUCCAGCUCAUAAUUGUCUAUUAUAUUAUACACAUCUUUUAAAAAACGGAAUUAGGAUGGUAAAUUUAGAUACAAAAUAUGUAUACUGUAAUAUACCUUGGCUCACUACACGAUCCAAAUAUAAUAUAUAUGCUGCGAAUUUUUUUAACAACGGCAACAAUUUUUGUUUUGCUACAAGCUCUAAUUCUUUUUAUGUUUACGAUAUUUGUGGCUACAAUUAA
Plasmodium berghei ANKA is the source of this 1656-nucleotide messenger RNA. RefSeq names its product WD repeat-containing protein, putative. NCBI's taxonomy places the organism in Eukaryota, Apicomplexa, Aconoidasida, Haemosporida, Plasmodiidae. Gene Ontology annotation, biological process: rRNA processing. The record is from RefSeq and is a predicted model, not a curated record. Gene Ontology annotation, cellular component: Pwp2p-containing subcomplex of 90S preribosome; small-subunit processome. The transcript has 2 exons. The coding region runs from base 1 to 1656 and encodes 551 amino acids. Gene Ontology annotation, molecular function: protein binding.